AUGUUGUACAAAAUCCUGAAAAAGCUUCCUGUUCACAACCUGGUAUUAGCUCAGCGUCUACAGAUAAUACUAAGUUACAUCCUCAUCCAACAACAGUGGCACCUGUCCUGCCUUCAGGGGUUGACCUCAAAAUGGCAGGUACAAAUAUGCAAAACCAGGUUGUGCUUAGCCACAACUCUCAUGCUGAAGCUCAAGGAUGGGGUUCUGCUGGGGUUCCAAAGCCAGAACUACAGGCUUGGGGAGGUGUAUCAUCUCAACUCUGCGACUAUGCCUGCCCAGCCAGCAUCCCAUGGCCCCUGGGGCGAUGCUUCAUUUGUGCAAAGACUUGUGGAUGGAGAGGGAAAUCAAUAUUCGCAAGUGUUGCGGCGUGGAAGGCAACAUGAGGUCCUCAAUGUUGUCCAAUUGAGCCCUCUGAACCAACGCCACAUUGUUAACAAGUGUCAUGUUAACAACGGAGCUAGCAAUGACCACUUUCUGAACCCUCUCUUCCCCCAACAUCUUGGCCAAAUUCAUAAUAAUAGCAGCAGCCAAAGUGCGUUAGAGAGAGGUGAAGCAAUGGCUGUGUCCUCUACCACCGCCCCAGUAUGUAUUCCUGCUAAUAAGAACAUUCCAACCCCUCAUGUCCCAAAAAUUGGUUUCGCAAGUACCAUUGCUUUUACUGUGAAACCGCGGAGAUUGUUACGUAUCAGAAGCUCCUCAGCUGAGACCUCUGACUCAGGAGUAGAUUCAGAGAGUAGUUCCAUUGAAGUUCCAAAGGAACCCUCAUCGUUAAUUUCUGCUCUUAACGUCGAAAGGAUUCUCCGUGGCUUACCAAUUACAGAUGCAGAUCAUUAUGGUAGACUAGGUGUUCCAAGAGGAUGUCCCUUUGAGAUGGUGGGGGUUGCGUAUAACAACAAGGUUCAAGAAUUAAAGAGUCAGAAUUUAGAGAAGGACGAAGUUGAGAAGAAAUUAGAACUUCUCAAAGAAUCAUACACCAUCCUGUCCUCAGAAGAAGAAAGAAGAAUCUAUGACUGGAGCUUGGCCAGAGUAGAGAAUACAGACCAAUUCGUUUGGCCGUUCGAGGUUGACAUAACACAGACUAAAAUCCCAGAAGAAGAUCCUCCCAUACUGGACACUGAAGAUGUUGGACCAACUAGAGUGGUUGGGUAUUUCUUGGUGGGAUGGUUAGUGUUGGCAGUUGUGUUAUCUAUUGGACUAAAUGUUUUAAACUGA
Sphenostylis stenocarpa is the source of this 1212-nucleotide messenger RNA. The record is from the annotation of a GenBank genome assembly. NCBI's taxonomy places the organism in Eukaryota, Viridiplantae, Streptophyta, Magnoliopsida, Fabales, Fabaceae.